This is a messenger RNA of Solea senegalensis (Senegalese sole), 3486 nucleotides long. RefSeq lists its product as uncharacterized. Bases 965 to 2518 code for a protein of 517 amino acids. Lineage: Eukaryota; Metazoa; Chordata; Actinopteri; Pleuronectiformes; Soleidae. The transcript is spliced from 5 exons. The record is from RefSeq and is a predicted model, not a curated record.
CAGGUCCAUUCUGCAAUUCCCAUACAAGUGGACAGACAAAACCAAUAAGCCUCAUACUUUGCCACAACAUUUGUCAAGCAGGAAAACCAUAGGGGGCAAUGCCCAUGAAAAUUGGAGCUUGAUAAGAUUGCUCCCAUUUCUAAUUGGCCCCAAGAUUCCUGAACAUGAGCCCGUAUGGCAGGUUUUGUUGGAUCUAAAACAGAUUGUUGAGCUAGUGGUUUCCCCAGUUCACAGUGAUGAGUCUAUUGCCUACCUUGACAGCAAAAUUUCAGAUCAUCGACAAAGGUUUCAAGAGCUGUUUCCAAACAAAAAAUUGCUGCCCAAACACCACUACAUAGAACAUUACCCACAACUAAUACAGUUUUUUGGUCCUCUCGUGGGACUUUGGACCAUCAGGUUUGAGGCAAAGCACAGUUUCUUUAAAAAAAUUAUUAAACACACCAGUUGCUUUAAAAAUGUGCCUCUGUCUCUGGCUGUGAAACAUCAGUUAAUGAUUGGUUAUCACUUGUCAUCUCCAAAUAUUGACAAACCAGUGCUGGAUGUGUCAGAUGUAUCCACUGUCCCAUUAGAUGUUUUGAAGGAAGAGCUUGCUCAAGCUUUUAAACAGAAAGCUGCUGAUGUUUCUGAAAUAAACCUUGCAAAAAAUGUUUGGAGCAAGGGAAUAAACUACAGGCCAGGUAUGAUACUGCCAUAUGGUUCUGAGGGUGGCUUGCCUGAAUUUGGGGAGAUCCAUCAAAUGUGCAUUUUGCAGCAGAGACUAUUUUUUGUGUUGAAACUGCUUUGUGGAUGGUAUUGUGAGCAUUAUGGGGCCUUUCAGCUGACUCCAUCUCCAGCACGAGAAUCUGCUCUUGUGGAAAUAUCUGAACUGGUUGAUGAGUAUCCACUGGCUUUCUAUGUUGUUGGGGGUGUGCGGAUGGUGACCUUAAAGAGAUCAAUCUGUGUGUUCAGAGAGUGAAGUGAGACCAUGACAACUCAAGCUAUUCUCAGAGUUAUCCUUGGACCAGACAAUAGUCAGAGGGUCACAUUUUCUGCUGGUCUGCCGUCAACUGUGGCUGAACUGGAGACUAACAUAAAAACUCAGUGUCAAAUAAUGGAACCCUUCCGACUGCAGUUCAUGGACGCAGUUUUUGGCAACGAGUUUAUGAACCUAAUUUCAAUUGAAGAAAUACAAGACAAAGCAACACUCAAAGUUGUGUACACAUCCUGCCAACCUCAAGACCAAGGUGAACACAGUUUCUCCUUUCCAUCAACCAGUGCUCCUGAUGACACCUCAUUCUCUUCUGGUGACAGCACCCUGAUUAUUUCAUCUCCAGAAUCUACAUCGUCACGGGCUUCAUGGCCAGAUUUGUUCUGUGUUCCCCGUUUCACAUAUGAUGCGGAAAUUAAGCUUGAGAAGGCCAACAAGGCUUUCAGGGAAAAUGGGAUGCUGCUGAUCCCUGAUCCUAAGUUAAAGUCAGACAUAUUAGAGGGGUUGAUCCAGGAGGUAGUCAAGCACUCAGUCUAUCUUACAGACAGUAAGUUUGACCAAGUUGCCGAGGCACUCAUCCUGAAGCAUCCAUGUCUACAAUCAAAAGGCUCACCCACUGGCUACGAAGGAUGGAAGAUGAGCCUCAAAUACAAGUUGUCAAACUACCGCACACAUCUACGGAAAGUAGGAUGUCCUGAAGUAUGUGUGAAUUCAUUGAAAAAUAAACCAGCUGCGAAACGUUGCCCUGCUUUUAAUGUUAAGAGACCAAAAAGGGGUGAAGUAGAAUACUGUCCCUCUUUUCCACUCGGAGAAAGUGCCCAGUCCCUAGAGAAGAUGAGGAUCGAACUCCUUUCAGAUGUCAAGAAGCGCAACAACAAAGAGACCAUUAGGGCUAAAAUGGCCAGAACAUUUGCAUUAAGAAGACAGGAAGUCAUUUGUGAUGCUCCCAUGAUUAGCGAGGUACAAGAGAGAUGGCCAGCUCUUUUUGAUGCAGGGGAGAUAAACGCGGAGUUCAAGCGCCUCACAACCAUACCUCUACAGUCAAGGUUUCUGUCGCAGCUUGACCUUCUCUCUCAAAGUCUGCUGAGAAUGUUUGAAAAUCGAUCGGGGGAGCAGGGAAAAAAGCUGAAGGACAUAGCUGCCACGAUGACAGAUGACAUUGAUGCUGGAAGGGAGCACCUCAUUAAAGGAAUCUGCAUCUACCUAAAUGAGAAUCCCGACGUAUUGGUGCAGGAGUACAUGGACGUGACUGAGACUGCUGCACUGAGUGCCAUCGAGAAAACAACAGUGGGAAUCUACGUCACCAGAGAGACACCAGGCAUUGACAUUUCUGAUGUUGGCAUCAUCAUCGAGGGUGUGGUAGUUCUACAAGAUUUGGAUAACGUGGCCCUUGCAACCGCCAUGCUGUUUGGACUUUUUUACUCCUUGAACAUGAAGUAUCCAUCACAGCUCCGCUACACUUUCGAGGUGAUUCAAAAGGUGGUAAUGGAGUUGGAUAUGACUCAACUCUCAAGAAAAGCCCAAAGCUUCAAGACAAAACUACUCCAGUAAGGAGAGCUCACUGUUGUGCAAAUGUAAGGCAGUGCAGGCUGAAUUCAUGGCCGGUUUGAAGGCAGUGUUAAAACAGUUUUAUACAUUUCUAUUGUUCUAACUGUUUAUUUUACAUGUUUAAUAAUUUAAAGGCAGUUGCCUCAAAAUGCAUACAUAUAUACACACACACACACAUAUGUGUAUUGCUGUACGUACACUUGGUGGUAUAUGCCAUAGUUGGAGAGAUUUUAUUCAGAAAACCUAAAAGAUGGUUUAGUUUAAUUCUGUAAAGAUUUUUUGAAUACUGUUAUUACUGUUGAACCAAGAUGCCACAAUAAGGUCAGUGUUGGAAUUUUUGACCCUCGCUGCACUGCUGAUUAUCUGCUAUUAUGGCUCUUGAAUAAAGCUUUUGAUACGAAACUAUCCAUUUUUAUUAUUAUUUGGGGUAACAAUGAGUCAUGUAAAUGAUUAAGAGAGCUAAUAGAAAGGAUAGACAUUAAAAUAAGUGAUUUCUGGAAAUGCAAUGGUAACAUUUUUUGAUCAAUCAAAUUGUUUACAAUUUUUAUUUAAUUCAAUCUUGACAAUUGAGGCCUUGAACAGAAUGUUUGUAUUGUUGUCUUCCAAGAUGGUUGUCUAACCUUUUUCAAAAGAAAAGGUACAAUUUCUAUGUUGUGAUUGAGUGGGUAAACCACUGAAAACUGAUAUUACUUAUUCACUGUUGGUUUGUAUCACAGUAGAACAGUAAUGUCAGUUCAGUUGUUUACUUCCUGUCACUGCAGUGAAAUUAGACAUUUUGCUUUAAAAGGUUACAGGCAACCAUAUUGAAAGAGAACAAUACAGAUAUCUGUUUUUGGCCUCCAUUGUAAAAUUAUGUAAUACUAACAUAUAACAUGAAAAAAUAACAUGUAGACUAUAAGUGACCAAAUAGUGUUGCAGUAAAAGUAUUGAAUAGUGUUGGAAUAAAGUGAUCAAAUUGUGAAGUAUUAAAA